Molecule: messenger RNA, 951 nt
Organism: Sclerotinia borealis F-4128
Lineage: Eukaryota; Fungi; Ascomycota; Leotiomycetes; Helotiales; Sclerotiniaceae
Source: the annotation of a GenBank genome assembly
AUGGGAGGAGGUACUGAUAUACCUGUACCUGAUCAGUCAAAAGACUCAAAUGCCAUCGUCGAUAUUCUCAUCCUAGGCGCCGGCUGGACCUCAACUUUUUUAAUCCCUCUUCUUCAACAAAAGGGAAUCAAGUACGCCGCAACCACGACCACCGGUCGUGAUGGAACGCAUCAAUUUCGUUUCGACCCAGAGAAUGGUGAUGAGAAUCGAGAACAGCUUCGGAAAUUGCCGUUUUCGAAGAAUGUUUUGAUUACUUUUCCGUUGAAAGGGAAGGGUCAAUCUCGUUUGCUGGUUGAGGGGUAUUCUGAUACUCAUUCUUCUCAUUCUUCCAAUUCUCUUUCUUUGGGAGAUGAUGAUGAUGAUAAUGAUGAAAAUAAAAACUCAACCCCGUUCCACUUCAUCCAGCUAGGAAGUUCAGGAAUCUUUACAAUACCAGGUCAAAGCACAUGGGUGACUCGUCACUCAUCAUAUGACAUUACCGAUGAUCGAGCUAUAGCUGAAGAUGAGCUGAGAGAAUUGGGUGGAUGUGUCCUUAAUCUAAGUGGAUUGUGGGGUCGCGAACGACAUCCUAAGCACUGGUUAGAGCGCGUAGCCCGCACAAAGGAUAUGCUGGGUGCUAAAAAAAGUUUGCAUAUGGUGCAUGGACUGGAUGUUUCGAGAGGUUUGCUGGCUGUGUUUGCGUGUUGGGAGAAGGGGAUGGGUCAACGUUUUGUGUUGACGGAUCUCAUGGUUUAUGAUUGGUGGUGUUUGAUCUUGGGGUAUGCAGGGGAACUGGAUGAGGAGUCAGGAGAUGGGAAGAUGGAGGGGAGACAAAUUAAGUGGGUGGGUGAGUUGAUGAUGGAGAAUAAUGUGAGAGCGUUGCCGAGAUCAAUGGAGGAUUUGGGAAGAUGUUAUGACUCGAGGGAAUUUUGGGAUACGUUUGAUGUUAUGCCGGUGAGGUCGAGAAUUUGA